AUGAGAUCCGAGAAAAUUGUUAACUUCAUCAUUGACCCAACAGCGUUAUUCCUACCUCCUCUAGCUGUAUUCCUUGAAAAAGGAUGGGGUAGUGAGUGUAUUUUGGAUUUGAUCCUCACCAUUAUCUUCUUUUUCCCUGGUAUGUUGUAUGCCCUGUACAUUGUAUUGAGUUCGUAG
Molecule: messenger RNA, 177 nt
Organism: Lachancea dasiensis
Lineage: Eukaryota; Fungi; Ascomycota; Saccharomycetes; Saccharomycetales; Saccharomycetaceae
Source: the annotation of a GenBank genome assembly